GCGGCGAGCGUAUCCAAGCGAUGGACAGUGCUCUUGAAGAGGAAGCGAGGGGAAGAGCUCUUGAAGACUCGGUGGACAGAGCCGGCAGGGAAUGCGCUUCCUCUUUCGGGAACUAUGGGAUUGUUGUUCCACGGCGUCUUGGGUGUGUUGCAACUUGCAGUCGCGGGAGCCACGUUCUAGGCCCCCGAUGCAUACGAUCCACCAAUAUGAGGGCGGCGUGCUCAGUAAACAUGACGUGCAAAGUCAGGUACACCAAACGGACCUUUGUGCACGCAUCUGCGUACCCGUACGGAGGCAGGCAGUCGUUAUGCUCACCGCUGGACCGUGUCCCUCCCCAUAUCACCACACCCCGAUCCUGUCCCAGGUGCACCAUGUCAUACCUCUCCACUCUCGCUCCUGAACUGCUCUAUAUAAUCUUGUCCUAUUUGCCUCCACGUGACGUCGUUCACUUCGCUCAGACCUGUCGACGAGCAGCCCAAUUCAUUCAACCCGACAACUUCGCCCUCUGGAAAUCUGCCUUUCUCCACGUUUUUGACCACCCGAGAUAUGCCUGGGAUGCAUUGGUGCCGUCCGUGCGCGCCUCCAACGUCCUUCGCGAGGCUCAAUGGGAUUGGCAUCACGAGCUUCGACGGCGCAUGGUCGCAUUCAAUGCUGUCUGCGAAUCAGACCGCUUGACCCUGCUCAAAACCAUCGAACAGGUCGUCAAAACCCUCCUCGACAUUGAGCAAACAGCAGCCUACACGACAAGGGACACCGAGGACAAGCCGCAAUCGCUCAAUCUAGCAUUCCUAAGCCGCCUGCAGAACCAGUCCCCUGACUUCGACAGCAUCGUGCAUGACUACCAUCGCGACAUCAACUCUGUAUCCCUACCACUCGAGUUCCAGGCCGAAUCCGAUCGUGCUGUUACACGGUCCAUGGUCGGUCGGCGAGUGGCGAUACCGCCAUGGGCCAGCCAAUUCCACGUCAUACAUGGACCGACCAAGCGAGAACGGGAUUCAGUCUUCUCCAAAGCAGCCGCGAGGGCCAUUGUAUAUGAUUGGAACGUUACGGGAUCUUUCGCGGAAUAUGGACCCUACGAUCGGUCUGGAGGCGUCAACUGGCAGGCCGUAGAAGCUAUCAGUUCUUUGAUGCAUCGAAUCUUCGAUAUGCCACUGGAUAUGUACAAACUGACAUCGUACGGCUUUCCCAUGAACAUUCCAAAGGCGAUCCCGGUUCGUCCUGAUAGCCCGGAACAAGACUGGGCUGGCUUGACCGGGAUAUGGCUAGGAACAUACGCCUUCCUCGACUACAGAGCUCUUGUGCAUUUCAACAUCGCCCAUAAUCAGGAGUACCCUCUGGACCUGGGCGAAUAUGAAGAAGCCUGCGGGGAUUUGAUGCACUUGGAUAUCAAGGUUUCCGACGACGAAGAUUUGAAACUUGAUACGAGACUCCAGCCUUCACUUCCAUACUGCCAUGAUCUCCCAAUACUUCGGUUCACCGGACUUUCACAGAACCAAACAGCUGGAAGGCCUUCCAUCGGGGUUAGAGGCUUCGUUUGUCUCACCCCCAGCGGUCGAGAAGUUCGCUGGCGCCUUAUCAUCAGGUACGCCGGAGAAGAUCAAUGGCAGCUUGAAGGUUUACAGCCUGGAGUGCGCUCGGGAGCUAUAUAUGGGCUGUGGAGUCAUAUAGACCACGAUGAUCAUGGGCCAACUGGACCGUUCUUUUACGCACCCGCCGCCUUGUGUGAUCUUGGCGAGACAGACUAG
Periconia digitata is the source of this 1745-nucleotide messenger RNA. NCBI's taxonomy places the organism in Eukaryota, Fungi, Ascomycota, Dothideomycetes, Pleosporales, Periconiaceae. The record is from the annotation of a GenBank genome assembly.